Messenger RNA from Symbiodinium sp. CCMP2592, 6738 nucleotides. Lineage: Eukaryota; Dinophyceae; Suessiales; Symbiodiniaceae. The record is from the annotation of a GenBank genome assembly.
AUGGAAGGCCGCUUUCCAAGCGGCGCUGCAGAGUCGCCUAGUCGACAGGCAGCCAAAGUUGAAUCCCUUGCCGAACUUCAACCAGCCGCGCUGUACAGUGGAUACAGCAUCGGCUCGAAGCUACCAUCGCCGCUGCGCUGCUUGCGAAGGUCCAGCAGCCUCCACUCCGCGCAGCCGACGCAGCCGUUGCAGCCGGUGCAGGCGCUGAGUCAAGAGGGCUCACCGUCGCGUCUGCGGUCCCCGAGGGUGCACUCAAGGCCGAGACCACCGCUGCCGUCCUUACCACGAGCUGCGCGCCGGCUGCUGCUCCCGAAGGAGGAUGAUCGUUCACGGACAGGUGCUCAGACUUCGCAGCCCGAGGCCUUGAAUGGCAGGCCGCCGCAGCCAGGCCAAGACGGAUCGGAGACUUCAGCCGAGCCCGCCCAGCGGACCUUGGGAGGUCCAGAAAGGUCAUCGCACUUGGGUGGUGCCAGAACGCCCACACUCGCCGGACUUCGCGCACUUUCCUGUUCCGGUCGACGAAAAGUUCUUGGAGGCGAACGAGGACAAAAGCUGGGAGCCGGAGUCCCGAAGUUCCUAGUCGACACCUCUGGCCUUUCAGCAAAAGCCGACAAAGGAUGCUGGGAUCGGAAGCAGAAUCCAGACGAUGCCACCGGUCACGCUGCGACCCCGGUGGACUUUCCGCUCGGUGGCAUUCUGCAAUGCAAUCUGGCCCAUAGGCUGCCAAAGCACAUGGCGCAACCGCCACCGUUGCCGCCAGUCGACCGCCAGUGCCCAAGCGUCUACCGCGUCUUGAGUUUGCACCCGGCAGCCUUGGUGCCUAGCUGGGCAUACUCCGCCUGGCGGGCAAUGCUCUCCGAAGGCCGCAAAGAGGAGACGGCAAAAAACUACGCUCGUACCUUUGUCCGGCUUUUCGAAGAGGAGCGGAAGGCUCCCAGUGAGAUGGCCACGCAGGAGUUCUUCGAACUCACGAAGGCAUCGCCUAAGAACAAGAGUGGGAACGGCCAGCGUGCUGCUUCCGUUGCCGCUUUCCGUAAGUUCUACGACAGCAUUCAGGGAGAUGUCUCAAAGCUUGAGCGGCCGGACGAGACCAUCAAAUUCUGUCAGGUCAGUUUGCCUGGAAUGGUCAAAGCCCGACCGCCUAAGAGGAAAGAGCCAGAGUCACAGGCAGCGAAGGCGAAGGAGAGCAACGGCCCUGUCGCAGAGGCCGAGAACGGCAAGACUGUCAAGAAGCGCAAGCGUGAGCCUCGCGACGAGGACAAGGAUGUUGAGGGCGCGGCCGAAAACGGCAGGUCGCAGAAACAUCCUCACGAGCAGCCGCAGGAUGCAAGCAACGAUAUGCCUCAGGAGGCUUCGGCACCUGUGGUGGAGAGGAAGGUUGUGAAGCUCGACCAGGUCUUCGACCUGUUGGGAAGUGUCGACGCAGCGCAGAGGUCCUCUGACCCGCAGAGCGGGCCGCCGAGUCGGCCCCGAGUUCUCUUUGUCCACGGCCGCGAUCCGGCGAAAAUGAUGACCUCGCGCGUGCACGGCGUGUACACGGAGCUGGGGGAGACGAAGGAUGGGCGUCCUGCCUUCGAGAAAGUGGAUCACGAGAAGAAGACCUAUAUCUCCUAUGUCGGAGACAAGAAAACUUGGCGAAUGUCUGUUUCACUGACUUCCCAGGGAGACUUUGCAAAGGUCAAGGAGCCUGCGGAUCUCCCUUGGCAAGUUUCCAGGCCCUGGAAAGUCUUCAACGGAGACGGAAGUUAUGAAGAGGACACUUCCCUCCGCUGUGACUUCCUGGAUCCAGAGAAGCCGGCGCCAGAUCUGGAAGUUGAGGUGUGCCUUCCAAUGUGGCCUCCAGCAGGCCAGAUGGGCACCUCGUCCUCAUCAAAAAGGCCAAGACCACCUCAGGCAGAAAGUCAGCCGUCUUCCAAUGCGGGGGAUGCCAAGCCGAACCCGCAAGUUGUGAAGAUUCUCGGCUUAGACAACUCCAUAAAAAAUGCGAGCCGCGUGAUGGGUGUGUAUGUCGAGCAGGCAAUGCAGCACUCAGAGCAGCCGGUGUUCAAGAAGAUGAACGAGGCGAAGCCCAGCUUCUUGUACUUCGAUGCUCAGAAGGAGAGGUGGAAGAUCGCCAAAUCGUUGGAAGACAAGGGUGACUUUGCACACGUCAAGGACAAGGGUCAGCUGCCCUGGCUGCUGAAGAAGCCUUGGAAGGUCUACGACGGUGAGAAGUACGCAGAAGUCCCUGGACUACGAGUUCAGGAGGCGGAUCCGUCCAUUCUGGAGGCCCAGGCCGCAGAAGCGAAUGUCCAGAAGCGAAGCACGAAAGCAGCGGAAAAACGUAGCAAAGUCGAGAGGAAAGAAUCAAGCAGCAAGAUUCGCGACAGGAAAUGGCUCGGCCAACAGAUGACCGCUGAUGAGCUGCCACUGGAAGCGCUGAAAGAGCUGCCCCAGGAUGCUCCUGAUGGACACGAUGCAUGGCGAGUUGUGAAGUGGGAGCCAUCUCACAAUCGGGCCUUGUUUCAAUUCCGUGGCAUGCGCAUUCAGACCACUCAGUUCGGUUGUGGGUCCAAGCAUGCGGCAGAGGUCGUUGCGCGGGCCUGCUAUGUCAUGCUGGCAGACGGGAAAGGAAAAGAGGAGGUCAUGACUUUUCGAGACGACUGGUAUCGCAGGAUGAGAUCAUUCAAGUCCGGGCAGGCGACGUCCAACGGGCACGCACAAAGUGGCAGUGACACUUCGCCGAACAAACAGAAGAAAGUCACCCCUGCCACAGAGACUGCAGAGGCCGACGGCGUGCAGCCAGAAGGCACAGCACAAGCAAGUUCACCUCCGCCAGCCACGUCCAGUGGGUCAAGCUCGAGCAGCGAGUCUGAUUCAGAAAGCGCUGGGAAAGCCUCCGAAUCUGAGUCCCAAGAGGAAGCAGCGGAUGCAGGUCAGCGAGGUGUCGGAUUUCUGGAUCCGGACAAAGCACCCGGUGCUAUGGGUAGGGUCUGUGCAAAGAUGGCCGUCAGGACAGGCAUUCGCUGCUUCAGGCAGAAGCGCGUCUCUUCGGAGCCUCCUCUGACCGACCCCCGGCAUGACAGCAAGGCCGACCUGAGUGACAGAGAGCUUGGACGUGCAGGGUACAGCAGAACCAAGGGUUCCUGCAGUUCCUCCGGCUCGGCCCCCGCAUCUUGCCAGACUUCUCCACAACAUCGAAGGGCUACAGCGGCUACAUGUUCGGAGCCGGUGGGCCUACGAAAUCUUGGCAAUACGUGCUUCCUUAAUGCUGCUUUGCAGUCCCUGGCGCAUGCUCCUCUCUUCGCUGAGUUCUUCCUUCGAGGGCGAUUUGAAGCAGAUCUCAAUCCGUCCAAUCCGUUGGGCACAGGGGGGGAAGUGGCAUCAGCCUUUGCGCAGCUGCUUCAUAAGCUUUUUGCGGAAGGAGAGAAAGGCAACAAGUCACCGCACGCCCAUUCUACAUUCUCGCCCGAGGCCUUCUACCGCACGCUGUGCAAGCACUGCACGCUGGUGGCCGAGCAGCCUGGAUUGCAACAAGAUGCCCAGGAGGUCAUAGCAUUCCUUCUUGAUGCUAUCCAUGAGGACCUGAACCGGAACCGUGGUCAACGUUCCGAGUGCAAGGCUCCACAAAGCUUCCGCAGUGAGGAUGCCUGCAGUGAAGAGCAUUUGGCCGCGGAGGCUUGGUACCUGCACCUCCAACAACACCGCUCCGUUGUCAUCGACCUUUGCCAAGGGCAGCUGCGGUCGCAGGUUCAGUGCUGUGAAUGCGGCUGUGCCUCCAUCACUUUCGAUCCUUUCCUCUUCCUGUCGCUGCCUAUGCCAAGUCAUGUUUCCCGCGGCAGAAGGGUGCACAUCGAGGAAGCGAUCAAAGCCUUCUGUGUGGAAGAGAAGCUUGCUGGGGACGACUCAUGGGGCUGCCCAAGGUGCGACCGGCGAGUAAGCGCUUCCAAAAGGCUUUCCCUGUGGAAGCUGCCGCUGCUGCUGUUCGUGCAUCUCAAGCGCUUUGGAUUCGAGGCAAGAACUUGGGGUACUCCCACAUGGAAGAUCGAGGGUGAGGUCGGACUGCCAUCAGAGCGGCUGGACCUUCAAGACUUCGUCCCCAAACUGUCGCCCCAACGCGCGGAUUUGCAAUAUGAUUUGUUUGCUGCGGUGGAUCAUGUAGGUUCGUCGCCGUUUUCCGGGCACUACACAGCUUCUUGUCGCCGAGCGGAUGGCUGGUGGCGCUUCGAUGACUCGCGCACUGAGUACCUGGGCCGAGCAGGCUGUGAGGCGACCGACAGGAAGGUCAUCGGCUCCUGGACUCUCGUUUGCAGCCUGCAUCGUCUUGCCUUCAACUUGGGUUCGAAGUUCGAUCUUCUCAUGACGAAAACGCCAAGGAAUUACCUCCUCAUGUUCCAGAGGCAGGUGGACCUUGCUUGGGUAUUGAAGUUAGCCAUGCUCACUGUAGGCGCGAUGGGCCUGCAGAUUCAGAGGAAGUGCCGGAGCAAAGCCACCGACACCCGGCCCAUGGCGCUCCAUGCAUUGCCAGAGGAGGAUAUUCUCCCUCCUCCAGCCCCGUUUGCUGCAGAGCAGCGCAUGGCAGCCAGAGGCAGAAUCGAUAUGGCGGGCGCAUUCAAUGCAGCCCAUGCGGAGGGCUGUGAGUGUUGCGUGCCCAAAGAGUCUGCUCUGAAGCCUGGCUUUUGGCGAGAUGUUGGUUUCGGUGAACAGGCAGAGACUCCCGAAGCCGAGAGUCUCCGGAGGACCUUCCUUCGAGAGGUCGAGGAGGAGGCAGAGACUAUGUCCCCGAUCGAGCGAACUGCGGCCAUCUUCGGAUGGAAGCGAGCCGGUGACAUGGCACUUGAGGCAGAGGACCUGGAUGGAGCUGGCGAUUGCUAUGCUCGCGGUUUGGCUUUUGGUGCGGUGCUCGGCGAAGAUGGGGCCGAUGCUUUCCCGGCAUGGUAUCCCAGACGGGAAGUCUACAAGCUCUGUGCGGAGGUGCUGGCGAGAGCAGCUCUCCUGGAGCUGCAUGUGGCAGAAGCAGAGGAAGAGGAGGGCCAGGGCGGUGGAGGCUCCAAGGGCUUCAAGAGGAAAUUGACAAAGCAUCGAAGGGCGGUAGACCUGCCGGACAACUUGGAUGAGCUGCCGGAAGUCAUGCCCAGUGCCUCCCGGCCCGAGCUGGACGUCCGGGAUCAGCCCAGUUUGCAGCACGAGGAGUCCAAAUCUUUGACGGAGUAUCGGUACGCUCGCUCGAUCCGAUCCGUUUCCUCGUCGGAGUCUGAUGCCGAGUGGUUCCGGCGUACAAUGAGUGAUACCACAAAUGCACAUCGUCGUCCGGAAGAGGUCUUUGGGUGGUCCGAGUCGUUGGGCUUUUUUCGGCGAGCUGUCAGCGAAGGGGUACUGAAAAAGCAAACGAGACGAAGCAGUGUUGCGGCCUUCGACUGCGAUCUCGGCCCGCUUUCGGAACCGGUGCCUGCGCUAUACAAUUGGACAUGGGCCAGCUGCUUUGCCUUCCUUGGAUAUGUGCUGAUCACCGGAAACGAUUCUAUUGUCAAAGCCUGGUCCAAAGGUCGGAGCAGAAGGGACUUUCCUUAUGCAGUGUCUUCUGUCAUGCUUCUGUCUGGGAUAACCUCUUUUAUUAUCGGCGUUCUCGCGGCCGGUGUGAUUGAAAAAAAAGACGGUCUGAAGAAAUGCUUCAAUGCGAAAGCAAUCUGUCGAGUGGGGUGUGUCAAUGUCUUCUUCCAGUUGGCCGGGAUCUUGAAGUUCAAAGCUUUGACUCGAGUCCCUCCAGAUGCAGUAUCCAUUCUCUCUCAGAUGAACCUGUUCCUGUUGGCAAUUGCCAUUCGGGUUGUGAUGAACAAGUUCUUCUCGUUUGCACAGUGGCUGUGCCUGGCCAUGAUCUGCAAUGGUGUCAUUCUGUACAUGAUCUCCAGAGAAGGUCAAGUCUUGCAUCAAGUCGUCGCUUCUCUUUGCCUCUGCAGUGUGGUUGCGAUGUACACUUGGAAGACCUGGAAGGCUCCUCGAGGAAUGAUGCAGAUGCUCAACUCGCCGAUGCGAAUGAACAACAUCAUCAGCCUACUGAUGUUGCUCUUGCUUUGGAUCCUGGCAGCCAUGACGUUGAUAGGAAGUGUGUGGCAGGCUCUUCCACAGAGCACUCUCCAACAGCCAGCAAACGCGCUCCGGUCAGCAGAUGUGUGGUGGGGUUGCCUUGACAUCUUGGGCAUGUGUUGCUGCGAGAGCUUCGCAUCUGUGUUCUUAGAGAGGUAUUUCAAAAACGACGACCAAGAGCAUUGCAACUUUUACAUACAAAAGGUGCACGUGGACUGCUCGAGCAUUCUGUUUUCUUCGAUAUUGUUUGGUAUGAGCAAGUCCACAGCUGGCUUCCCUACCACUUUGAGUGACAUCAUGGUGCUGCCGGGAGCUCUCUUCGCUGGCUGGGAUAGUUCCACCGUUGUGGUCCUGUUGCUGAUGGUUUGCAAGGCUUGGCUGGCUGGCCUGGUGGCGAAGAUGCUGGACUCCGUGGUGAAGCAGAUCGGCUCUUGCACGGCCAUCGCCCUGAUGUUUGUGGAGAUGAACUGUUGGGAACGCUUCGCAACCGUCGGAACAACCUCGAGCGUGGGCAUCAUCGUCCUGGCAAUCCUGAACUUUACCACAUUGUCACGUUCGCAGCGUGACGACCAGGAGUGGGCGAGUGAGUAUCCGCAGAAGCACAUGUCCGAGAAGGAGAACGACGAGGAGACAGCACAGCCUCUCCAACCGAGUGAGAAGGAAAAAGACAAGUAG